Messenger RNA from Phialemonium atrogriseum, 1656 nucleotides. RefSeq lists its product as uncharacterized. The transcript has a single exon. Lineage: Eukaryota; Fungi; Ascomycota; Sordariomycetes; Cephalothecales; Cephalothecaceae. The coding region runs from base 271 to 1170 and encodes 299 amino acids. The record is from RefSeq and is a predicted model, not a curated record.
GUAGGAAGAUGUUUUGGUGAAGAUGAGGACUUGGAGGGGUUGGGAUGGUUGCGGGGGGGUGGUGGGUGACAUGCUGGCUGGCGGGGGUUUCUUUGUGGCGAUGGGGCCUGGAAUGGUGCAAUUGAGGCUCGGUGAAAGAGGUGGAGUGGAGGUGCUGAACAAUUCAGUAAUGACUACCACCUCUGGCCGCUUUCGGAUAAAUUGACAGACGCGCGAUGGAAGAGGGACGGUGCAAGAUGGAAGGCGGAAGUUGGAAGGUUGGAAGUACCGAUGAUCGAGAUGGGGGCAUCUUCCACGGUAGGCGGGGUAAGUGCUCCUCCGCAUACAACCAAACCACGGCAGACUGCCGUCCUCAGUGCAGCCGUGCCAUCGCAAAGUUGCACUAGCCAGAAGACUGCCCACUACGGACUCUCAGAUCGAGGGAUAAAAGGAACCAGCUGUUCUGUUCUCGGCGCCGAACAAGGCCAACCUCAAGUUCAUACUCUUUGUUCACCACAUCGCGAUGGGCCACCAGCGCAUCAACAUGCCCGAUCCUCCCCGGAAACGGUUCCUUGGCCAUAUUUCACCAUAUCCGGAUCUUCUUGGAGGUUUCGCGCUGUCACAUUGGUCUUUGUUGCCGAUUACCCUCGAGCCAAGCACAUUCUUUGCUGUCUCCCAAGUCAAGACUGGGAAUGUCAUCAAGGAACUGCAGGAACACCCGCUGUCCCAUCGUCCCAACCAAAACGGAUAGCUCAGGACCUGCGCAAAGGCUGCACUGGGGACAGCGGGCCAUCAAGACUGAGGCAACUGGCUGCAUCUCAUUACCUACACAGAUUGUCAAUCAAGAUCAUUGUCGAGCUGAAGAAUUCGGUAUUGCGCUCCGUACAGUAUCCCAGGCGGGGAACAGCAAUUCCUCCGGACUCGUACCUACACAGAGAUGCCAUGCAGAAAUGGUCGAGCAGGAUAUCUCUGACUCUGUCUGAUGCGAAGUUCCGGGCGAUCAAGUGCUGGAAACCGGAAACUCGCAGGACACCUCGCAGGAUAGAAAGCCACACCCCGAUGGCCUCGACCUCGGCCGUACGCUUGCCGCCUACGAGAAAUCCGGAGCAUGCACAUCCAUUGUGGCCACAGCCCCAGUACAAACCACAUUAUGUCGCAUUCCACCGACGUGGGCCCCCUAUUUAUUGUUAGCAUAAAAGAAAGGACAGCUCCUAGAAUUGAAGCAGCCAUGGCCGCAACCAGGCAAAGAUCCCACCCUGGGAUGCCUUUGUCCUCGCAAUACUCGGGGGUCUUGUCCACGGUGCUCAUAAAGACCCAGACGACGACAAAUCCUCCCCAUCAGCGACUUGAACCAAGCAGACUGCCGCUUCUGAGCCAGACACCGACCUCAUUCAUCAAACUUGGAACCGCAAUUUACGAGAAAACUAUCAAUGGACAACGACAGCAACAAAAACAACAACAAGCCGGAAGCCGGCAGCUGGCGACGGCCCGAGCGGUACAAAUUGGGGGCAUUCGGAGCCAGAUGGGACGACCCCAUAUCCCAGAACUGGCGAUCAGCCGGACCACAAGGGGCCGGUCCCAGGGCUUCAUACGUACCGGCUUCAUACGUACCCGCGCCCCCCCUAGGCCCGAGGCCGUCCUCCAAUGCUCGGGGCACCGGGGCCAACGUGUGGCGAG